Messenger RNA from Sinocyclocheilus anshuiensis, 894 nucleotides. RefSeq lists its product as uncharacterized. The record is from RefSeq and is a predicted model, not a curated record. The transcript is spliced from 5 exons. Lineage: Eukaryota; Metazoa; Chordata; Actinopteri; Cypriniformes; Cyprinidae. Bases 37 to 843 code for a protein of 268 amino acids.
UCAGGCAUUGAUGCAGACAGGGUGUCAUUGUUUGUGAUGGGGAGAGAUUCAGUCACUCUACACACUGAUGUUAAAACAAACCAGCAAGAAAAGAUUAAAUGGUUUUUUAAUGACACUCGCAUUGCUCAAAUCAGUGACUAUCUCAGUAAGACCUGUACAGAUGUUCAGUGUAAUGAAGGCACUAAGAGAUUCAGAGGCAGACUGAAGCUGGAUAAUCAGACUGGAUCUCUGACCAUCACAAACAUCACAACCACAGACUCUGGACUUUAUAAACUACAGAUUAUCAGCAGCAACAGCAUCAGUGAGAAGAUCUUUAGUGUCACUGUCCAGGGUGUGCCUGCAACGGAUAAAAUGAAGACCAAGUCAGUGAAGGAGGGAGAUUCUGUCACUUUAGAUUCUGGUGUAAUAAAAAACCCAAAUUAUUUGAUGAUGUGGUAUUGUGAUGACACUCAUAUAGCUGAAAUCGCUAGAGAUCCCAGUAAGAUCUGUACAGGCGAUGAGUGUGAAGAUGCUGACGGGAGAUUCAGAGACAGACUAAAGCUGGAUCAUCAGACUGGAUCUCUGACCAUCAUGAACACCAAAACCACAGACUCUGGAGUUUAUCAUCUUGAGAUCAUCACCAACAGCAGCAGCAUCCGCCGCCAGUAUAGCAUCAGAAUUAUCAGCGAAAAGAGCCUUCGUGGAACUGGCUCUAAUGGGAUUGUGUUUUUUCUUGCUAUAGCAGGAGUAUGUGUUGGUGUUCUGCUGGUGGUUGCAGGUGUAUCUGGAGAGUGCCGCAGAAAACUUGACUGUGUAAAGAGUUUCUUCUAUCCCUCGACAAAUAAUCAAACAGCUGUCCUGUAAUUGCACAGCAUCACAUUCAAAUCAUCUUAUAAUUUACCGUGAAAAGCCAUA